Nestor notabilis (Kea) is the source of this 2700-nucleotide messenger RNA. RefSeq names its product zw10 kinetochore protein (gene ZW10). The transcript has 15 exons. Gene Ontology annotation, cellular component: chromosome, centromeric region; nucleus; RZZ complex. The record is from RefSeq and is a predicted model, not a curated record. Gene Ontology annotation, biological process: mitotic spindle assembly checkpoint signaling; mitotic cell cycle; endoplasmic reticulum to Golgi vesicle-mediated transport. NCBI's taxonomy places the organism in Eukaryota, Metazoa, Chordata, Aves, Psittaciformes, Psittacidae. Bases 23 to 2239 code for a protein of 738 amino acids.
UCCCUAGGGAGAAGUCUGCAACAUGAUCAACAAGAAGUACAACGAGUUCCUGCCGAGCAUGCAGAGCGCCGAGGAGCUGGUGUCGCAGGUGGAGGGGCUGUCCAGCAACAUCGACCUGCUCAAAGCGGGCAUCGAGAACGAGGUUCAGCGAGAUCUCAACGUGGCUGUUGCCGAGUUUACGGAACUGAAGCAGCAGCUGGAGCGAGACACGCUGGUUCUGAGUGUCCUGAAGAAGCUGCAGGAGUUUGAUAUCGCUAUGAAAGGGUACAACACUGCCUUACUGGAAAAGAAGUACGUUGCAGCAGCUCAGCAGCUGGAAACGGCACGAAGCAGCCUCAAACUGCUGGAAUCCCGCAAGGGCUUUGAGCUGAAGAUCCUGAAGGCACUAGGCACCGAGCUGACAGUGCAGACACAAAACAUGCUCUAUCAUCUGGGAGAGGAGUGGCAGAAAUUGGCUGUAUGGAAGCUUCCUCCUUCCAAAGAAAGCAGCAGCCUGGAGUCAGUGGUGCAUUCAGAAUUGCACCUACACACAGUGCCAUCAAAAGAGGAUGAGAUUGCCGGCCCCCCUGUUGCUUCUGUGCUGCAGGCAUUUGCUGUCCUGGGAGAACUGCACACCAAGCUUAAAAUCUUUGGCCAGUUGUUGCUGAAAUACAUCCUCAAGCCACUGAUUACAUACCCAUCUCUUCAGCCAUGCACAGAGGAGCAGUCCGAUGUGUUCAUCCUACGUUUUAAGUCUGAGGAACCUAGCUUGGAUCAUUCCUCUCCUAUGGAGGUUUUUGACAAGAUCAAGCUUAUUUUUGAAGUUCUCCACAAGUAUCUGCUAAAUGUGCCUCUGGAACAGCCUCUGGAAGAUAAGAAGGGUUGUGGAGUUACACUGGCAGAACUGCUAGGUGAUAUGAUAUGGGAAGAGUUAUCAGACUGCCUCAUUCAGAACUGUCUGGUGAAUUCAAUCCCAACCAAUAGCAGCAAACUAGAGCAGUAUAUAGAGGUGAUUAAAUCCACAGAGGAAUUUGAGAAAGCCUUGAAGAACAUGCAGUUUUUGAAAGGAGACACAACUGAUUUACUGAAGUACGCCCGUAAUGUCAACUCCCACUUUGCUAACAAGAAAUGUCAGGAUGUGAUUGUGGCAGCCAGAAACCUGAUGACCUCAGAAAUACACAAUACUGUAAAGAUCACACCUGAUUCCUGUGUGGCCCUACCAAGGCUUCCUGAUCCUGGUACAGGAGAUCACUCCAAAAUGCCAAAAGCUUCUGAACUUCUGCACAACGACAUGGUGAAUUUGGAGAAUAAGACUAAACUGAGCCAGUACACAUUUUCUCUGCCCACAUGCCGCAUCAGUUCAUCAGUGGAGAAGCUGAUGGAGUUGGCCUACCAGACAUUGUUGGAGGCUACAUCCAGCACAGAUCAGUGCUGCAUACAGCUCUUCUACUCUGUACGGAAUAUAUUCCAGCUGUUCUAUGAUGUAGUGCCGACGUACCACAAGGAGAACCUUCAGAAAUUACCCCAACUGGCAGCUAUUCACCACAACAACUGCAUGUAUAUUGCUCACCACUUGCUCACCCUGGGACACCAGUUCCGAUACCGCCUGACUAACAUCCUGUGCGACGGAGCAGCUACGUUUGUAGACCUGGUGCCUGGUUUUAGGAGACUUGGGAUGGAGUGUUUUCUGGCCCAGAUGCGAGUGCAGAAAGGAGAAAUCCUGGAGAGGCUGUCAAGUGCCAGGAAUUUUUCUAAUAUGGAUGAUGAGGAAAAUUACUGUGCAGCUAACAAAGCAAUAAGGCAGGUAUUACAUCAGUUGAAAAGACUGGGAAAAGUCUGGCAAGAUGUUCUUCCAGUGAAUGUGUACUGCAAGGCCAUGGGGACUUUACUGAACACAGCUCUCACGGAGAUUGUCACUAGGAUCACUGCCCUAGAGGAUAUCUCUGCCGAAGAUGCAGAUAGGUUAUACUCCCUCUGUAGGACCAUGGUGGAGGAAGGACCCCAAGUUUUCACCCCGUUACCUGAAGAUGACAGAAAUAAGAAGUACCAAGAGGAAGUUCCAGUCUACGUGCAGAAGUGGAUGACAUUCAAAGAGCUGAUGAUCAUCUUGCAAGCCAACCUCCAAGAAAUCGUAGAUCAGUGGGCGGAUGGGAAGGGACCUCUUGCAGCUGAAUUCUCAGCAGCUGAAGUGAAGAGUCUGAUCCGAGCCUUGUUCCAGAACACAGAAAGGAGAGCAGCAGCACUUGCCAAAAUUAAGUAACCCUUACGUUUACUCUUACACAUCACAUCUUCUGAUAAAGCAAGAGGAAAUUGAGCCUUUCAAGUACUUUCUGGGUUUGACCAUUCUUAUUUGUACUGGUAUAAAGAAAACUUAGGAUUAAGUUAAGUGCUUCCUGGGGGCUUGACUUGAGCAUUUUCUGGCUCAGUGUUUGUGGGACAAAGAGGAUGGCUCUGUGCAUCUGGGACCAGAACACCACAGGUGGCUAAGACAGGGACACAAACUGCUUAUGCUCUAUCUGCCAGGCAGAGUUUGGCCUUGAAGAUUCAAUCUCCUGCUGUGCUCCCCAGAGGUGUUCUGCCCAGAUCCAAGUUUUGCUUCAUGAGCUGGUGGGUGUAGGGUCCCUGGGGAAGAAGAGAUGCUUUGUGUGAUAUUCACGAGUUUCCAUUCUCUGGGGUUUCAUCUUCCUGUUAAGCACAGCAUAGGGAAAUAAAUCAAAUCUU